Quercus robur (English oak) is the source of this 6204-nucleotide messenger RNA. Its product is annotated as putative disease resistance protein RGA4. The transcript has 16 exons. Lineage: Eukaryota; Viridiplantae; Streptophyta; Magnoliopsida; Fagales; Fagaceae. The record is from RefSeq and is a predicted model, not a curated record. Gene Ontology annotation, molecular function: protein binding; ADP binding. Gene Ontology annotation, biological process: defense response to other organism. The coding region runs from base 444 to 3701 and encodes 1085 amino acids.
AAAAAUGGUGAAUGCAAUAAAAAUACCUAUAAGAGGGUGCAACAUGUCUGUGGUAUUACUUGGUAUGUUCUCCAAUCUUAAGAACCACAAAAAUGGAGGAGAGUGGUAUGGAAUAAAAUCAAGCCACCCUAUGAAGAAAAGAACCUCGAACCACUCACGCCAUCCGUGAAGGAAGGAACAAUUGACAAAGUUGUUUGGUGAUACCUUUUGUGGAGAAGUAUGCAUGGCUUUGUAAUAUUAUUUGCUUUCACCUGAAGAACUAAUGUUCUUUGCGCAAAGCAUCAUUAGAAGACAACUACAAGGAAAGUAUUUAACAAGAUAAACCCUUAAGGCUUAUAAAUAUUGAUGUUGAUAUUCUAAGCUGGACACAACAACAACCUGCCUCUCAUCACUUUCAUCAUCCCACAAACACAUAUAGUAUUCCUGAAAGAAAGACAAAAAAAAUGGCUGAAGGAGCUCUCUUCGACCUUGCCAAGAAAGUCCUUGAAGUGGUGGGUUCCUUAGCUCUCCAAGAGAUCAAGUUGGCCCAUGGUGUCAAAGCUGAGCUUGAAAAUUUAAAGAGCACAGUUUCCACAAUCAAAGAUGUACUUCUUGAUGCUGAAAAGAAGGCUGGUGAUAGUGUUGCGGUCAAAUGUUGGCUCGAAAAGCUUAAAGAUGUCCUCCAUGAUGCAGAUGACGUGCUGGAUGAUUUCUCCACUGAAGCUUUGCAACACAAAAUGAUGGCUGGAAAUAAGAUGACUAAGGAGGUACGCAUUUUCUUUUCAAGUUCAAACCAGCUUGCUUUUAGUCUUAAGAUGGGUCAUAGAAUAAAGGCAACUAGGAAGAGACUAGAUGUCAUUAAAAAUGAAAUGAUGAAGUUCUCCUUUAUAAAAGGCUCCAUCGAGCCACAAGUCAAGAAUAGGGAUAGGGAAACUUAUUCUUUUGUACUUCAAGAAGAAGUAAUUGGGAGAGAGGAUGAUAAACAAGAAAUUAUAAAAUUUCUUUUGCAUACCAAUGUUGAAGAUAAUGUUUCAAUUAUUCCAAUAGUUGGAAUUGGAGGCCUAGGGAAAACUACACUAGCUCAACUCAUUUACAAUGAUGAAAAUGUCAAAACACAUUUUGAGCCGAAGUUGUGGAUUUGUGUAUCUGAUAACUUUGAUGUAAAACAAAUUGUUAAACAAAUUUUAGAAUCUUUAAAAUUAAAAGAAGAGAGCCAUGAAGAAAACCUUGACAAUUUACAAAACCACCUUCGAGAAAAACUUAAUGGAAAAAAAUACUUCCUUGUCCUGGACGAUGUCUGGAAUGAGGACAGAGAUAAAUGGCUCCUCUUGAAAAAUUUAUUAGUAGGUGGUGCAAGCGGAAGUAGGAUACUGAUAACCACACGUUCCGAAAAUGUAGCAAAGAUAACUGCCACAAAUUCGUGGUAUUCUCUAAAAGGUCUACCUAGAGAAAAGGCUUGGAGUUUGUUUGUAAAAAUGGCAUUUGAACACGGUCAAGAACCAACAAAAAAAUUCUCAGAAAUAGGAAAUAAGAUUGUUGAAAAGUGUGAUGGAUUACCUCUCGCUAUAAGAACAAUAGGAAGCCUAUUGUAUCUCAAAACUUCUGAGAUUGAGUGGCAAUCAUUCUUAGAUAAUGAACUCUUAAAAAUAGGUCAACAAGAAAAUAAGAUCUCAUCAACUCUUAAGUUGAGUUAUGAUCAUCUUCCACCACACUUGAAGCAAUGUUUUGCUUAUUGUCGAUUGUUUCCAAAAGAUGAUAGGAUUGACGUAUACACACUUAUUAAUCUUUGGGCAGCACAAGGAUUUAUUGUUUUAGUAGGUCCAAAGCAGCGUUUUGAGGAUGUUGGUAAAAAAUAUUUUACGGAAUUACUUUGGAGGUCAUUUUUCCAAGAUGUAGAAAAUGAUAAAUGGGGCAAUAUAAAAUCGUGUAAAAUGCACGAUCUCAUGCAUGAUCUUGCAAGUCUUGUGUCUGGAACGGAAAGUGCCGUAUUAAAUUCAAGUGGGGAAAAUGAUAUUGAAAAAGUUCGUCAUGUAUCAUUUAAUUUUAUGGAUUCACCAAUGCAAUUUUCGACCCCCAUGCCUGAUGGAAGGAAGAUACACACAGUUCUAGUAUUUCAUUUAUGGUGGAAUUUGAAUAAUUUAAAUUGUGAUGCAUUAAUUUCAAAUUGUAAGUAUCUACGUGCAUUGGAUUUGAGUAAUCUACGACUACUUGUAGUGCCACGUUCAAUUGGGAAAUUGAAGCAUUUAAGAUACCUUAAUCUUUCUGGAAAUGGAAUUGAAAUUCUCCCUGAUUCCAUUACUAAGAUGCUGAAUUUGCAAACACUGAUACUACGAGGUUGUGAAUUGCUUAGAGAAUUACCCAAGGGCAUUAAAAAGUUGGUCAAUCUCAGGUUUCUAGAUGUUACAGGUUGCAGCCGCAAAUUGACUAAUAUGCCCCUUGAAAUCGAACACCUUACUUGUCUUGAGACGAUACUACCAGCGGUUGUUGUGAGAAAGGAAGGUUCUGGGGCUAGCUGUAGUGGUUUGUAUAAGAAAAAGGGGGCCAAGUCCAAUGGUGGGCCAAGUCAAUUAAAGGAACUACACAACUUGGGAGGGAAAUUAAUAAUUGAAAAUCUGGGAUAUGGAAAGGAUGACGUGUCGGAAUAUAAAGAUGCAAAUUUAAAGGAGAAACAUCACCUUCAACAUCUGGAAUUACAUGCUUAUCAAAAAAAACAUCUGGAAUUACAUUGGGGUUGGUCGGAUGGAGAAUGCGAAUGUGAUGAAAUACUGGAAGAGCUCCAGCCACAUCCAAAUCUUAAAGCGUUGGAAUUGGUGAAUUAUAUGGGUGUGAGAAUUCCAAGUUGGGUCUCUUCUCUCACUAAUCUUCUUCAUUUUGUAUUAUAUGAAAAUAGGAGAUUGCAGCACCUCCCACCGUUAAAUCAACUCCCUUUUCUCAAGGUCGUCUCUCUUUAUGAAAUGGAAGCACUUGAAUACAUUUCAGAUGAAGACAGUGUUAGUAACGUGUUGGGUGCUUCCUCUUCUUCUUCUUCUUCAAAAACACCAUUCUUCCCAUCCUUAUCUUCUCUUACAUUAUAUGAUUGCCCAAAACUGAAGGGAUGGUGGAGGAAUUCAGAUGAUGAUGAUAAUGAGCCACACCAUCUCUUACUUCCAUCAUUUCCUCCUUCUCUUUCGGAAUUAUAUAUUUCCGAAUGCCCUAACCUGACUUCCAUGCCCCCGUUUCCAUAUUUGAAAGAAAGUCUGUCCUUGUGGAGCUGUAGCUGGAAGGUAAUGGAGCAGACAAUGAAAAUGAAAAUGAAAAUGGGAGCAGCAACCACAUCAACCUACUUUCCUCUCUCUCAAUUACAGCAAUUACACUUACGUCAGAUGAAUGAUUUCGAAUCUCUUCCAGAGGAGUGGCUUCGGAACCUCGUUUCUCUCCGGGAACUCUCUAUACAAUGGUGCGAUGGAUUGGUUUCUCUCCCUUGGAUAGGCAUCCUCACAUCACUACAAACCCUUGAAAUUUGGGGAUGUCACAAUCUGACGUCACUUCCUCAAGAGAUUCGCAAUCUCACCUCUUUAAAAGAGUUGAGAAUUUCGCAUUGUCCCCUCUUAGGGCAAAGAUGUAAGAGGCAAAUAGGUGAAGAUUGGCCCUUCAUUGCCCAUGUCCCAACCGUACUAGUGGAUUGGCAGAACCAGCAAGAAGAAACAAUUUCUUCAGAAUCUGGGUCAGAUUCAGUUUGUUAACAAUUCGAGAGGAGGACUUAAUCUAUCAAUUACCAUUGCAGGAAUUAGCUUAUUUUGCAGGUUAUUUUGUCAAUUUCUCUGCCUCCUAAAGUCGUAGUCCUUUCUGCAUUUGGUUGUGAAGUCCUUGUAAUCUUGAGGCAGCAGCACAUCUGUUCAUUUUUAAUCAGUGGGGACCAAAUACAGUCCCACAAAAAUGAGUAGGAGAGAAUAUUGGAUAGAAGUUGGAAUCUGAUGGCAUCUUUAACUACUUCAGAAUCGUAGCAGCUUUGGUAGAAUUUUGAAGGGAGGAACAUGACCAAGCAACAAUAACUCAAUGGGGAAUCAGCUUACUAUAAAGUCUCUGUUCAAACAAUGGGCAACAUGAUGCAUGUUCUUUUUUAUAAUCAUUGGAAAGUAGAGGGGGCAAGCAGUGUAAUGGAUGGAUAGAGUGUAUGGAGUUUUUAGGCCAAAGAGAGGUAGGAGGAAGGAUGGCUGAGCUGUGAUGGGUAAGAGAGGCAAUUUGAUUAAAUGUCCCAGACUGGAAGGUAUUGGAGCAGACAAUGAAAAUGAGAGCAACCACAUCAACCUACUUUCCUCUCUUUCAAUUAGAGGAUUUAGAAUAAUAUCAGAUUAAUGAUUUAAAAUCACUUCUAGAGGAGAGGCUGCAGAACCUCAUUUCUCUCCGGGAACUCUAUAUAAAAAGGAAAGAUGGACUGGGUUCUCUCCCUUGGAUAGGCAUCCUCACAUCACUACUAAGUCUUAACAUUUGGGAAUGUCCCAAACUAAUGUCACUUCCUCAAGGGAUUCACAAUCUCACCUCUUUACAAGAACUAGGAAUUGAUAAUUGUCCCAAUCUGACGUCACUUCCUCGAGGGAGUCGCAAUCUCACCUUUAAAAAAGUUGGAAAUUCUUGAUUGUCCCCUCUUACGGCAAAGAUGUGAGAGGCAAACAGGUGAAGAUUGGCCAUCAUAGCUCAUGUCCCAUAUGUGCAUGUGGAUGGUCUGAUCAACCAAGAAGAAACAAUUUCUUUAGAAUCAGAAUCAGAGUCAAAGUCAGUUUGUUAACGCUUAGAGAGGACAUAAUCUAGGUCUACCAUUGCAGGAAUUAGCUUAUUUUGCAGGUUGUUACGCUUAAAACAACACCCAGGUUUUAGAACUUUUCGUUUUUCCAGUGGUUGGUAAUUUGACACUUUCUCUCUCUUCUAAAGCCGUGGCCCUUGGUUUUGAAUUUGGCCGUGGAGUCCUAUGUGAACAUGAGGCAGCAAACAUGAGUAUAGGAGGGAAAGAGUUGAAUCUGAUGGUGUCUUUAACUACUUAAGAACAAAUUAAGGCAACAACUAACCUGGCGCAAAAUUUGGACUCUAUUCAAAACUUUCUGGCCCUGAAAUUGUGCAACAAGUCAUGGACUCAAUGUGGUUUAAUCUUUUGGAUCUUGUGGCACCUGCCACUGCUACAGCCUCUACCUCAUCUCCAAAUAUAUCAAGAUACUUCAUAACUUCCAUUAUUGUAUGAAUGAAAACUGAGCAUCCAAUUACCUUGUUAUUCCAGUUGGGAUGAAGGUCACUUCAACAAUUUCUUUGAAGUAAGUGCAAAUUGUGAAGUUGAUCCUAUCUUUGUGUACUAUAGAGAGUAAAGAAAAGGGAGAAUUUUGGUUGAAUUCCACUUUGAGGAUUAUUAAUCAAGGAAGAAUUGGUGAUUGAAGCUUUGUCCUAUUGUAUUCUAUUUAGAAGCAAGUUUUGAGAAGCCUUCAGAAAAGGCAAAUUUGAGUUCAAAUAAAAGCUGUUUCAGUUUCAGCUCCCAAUGUUACACUCAUCCUUUGCCCAUAUGUUUGCUGGAGUUCUCUUGGAUUUUUUUUUGGUCCAACUUAAUUCGGUAAGAUACUUGGAGCCUCUGUUCUCAUUUUGCAGACUAAUUGUUUCAAUGUUGGAUAGCUGUUCUUUUGGGUUAUUAGAGUGCAAAAUAGAGAUGGCGGUUCCAUUGAGCACACAACUUGUCUCAGCUCCUUUUCCAUGAGAGGGAUAUCAGCCAUUAUAUGGUUGUGAAGUUAACCAUUGGAGGGUCAUCAAAAGGGGAUUGUUCAACAUUAAUAGAGAGCAAAUUUUGUAUUAAGUCUAGAAUUUGAUCUAUUACAAGGAAGAUGGUUAAGAUCGCUCAUGAUAAUGUGGAUUGGUCAUUUGUCCUUCUUUGGAAAAGUAUUAGUCAUCUUCAACAGUAGCGCCAGAGAAUGAGAACAGUUGAACAGAUUCAUUCAUUUCAUUAGGAAUGCUGAUUUUGCAAUUCUCAACUUGUUUAAUGUUGCUGUUGGUUAGACUAUCAAAUAUUUCAUUUCUUUUUCAAAUUGUAUGAUUUGGGUGGCCAGCUUUGUUCUGCACUUUCGUGUGAACCAGUUUAUCGGGCUGUUCUUUGCUACCUGGAUUUGAUUAUAGCUAGGCUGCUCUCCAUAGUCCAUACUUGUAUGUCAAUUUAUGUUUUGUAUUAUUAUUUUUAUAUGGUGAAGGAAUAUUCCAGAAAGAAUUUUUUUUUUU